AUGUGCAAAGUUUUUAAUUAUCCCAUGACCUUUGACCAAAAGUGUUUGAAACUAAAUAAUCGCUGUCACUUUUCUUUUUACUUAAUAUCCAUUUUCUCUUUUGCAGCAAUUGAUUCUAAUCAAGAACUUACGAUUGAAUUACAUCACUUCCUUGCAUGGCUACAACAUGAACCACAAAGUUUAGUAUGGCUACCAGUAUUACAUCGUUUGGCAGCUGCUGAGGCAGCUAAACAUCAGGCGAAGUGUAACAUUUGCAAAGAGUAUCCCAUUGUUGGCUUCCGUUAUCGCUGCCUUAAGUGUUUCAAUUUCGACAUGUGCCAAAAGUGUUUCUUCUUUGGACGUAAUGCCAAAAAUCAUAAACUUAGUCAUCCCAUGCAUGAAUACUGUACAACGACUACUUCCACUGAAGAUGUUAGAGACUUUACGCGUGCCUUGAAGAACAAAUUCAAAUCACGCAAAUAUUUCAAAAAGCAUCCUCGUGUUGGCUAUUUACCCGUGCAAAGUGUUUUAGAGGGUGAUGCCUUAGAAUCACCUGCACCCAGUCCUCAACAUACUACACAUACUCUGCAAAAUGAUAUGCACUCAAGACUGGAAAUGUAUGCUACACGUUUGGCCCAAGUGGAAUAUGGUGGUGGCACUGGUUCCAACUCCACACCCGAUAGUGAUGAUGAACAUCAACUGAUAGCACAAUAUUGUAUGGCUUUGCCUACAAAUAAUGGUGCUGCUCCCAAGUCUCCCGUACAAGUAAUGGCUGCCAUGGAUGCUGAACAACGUGAAGAACUGGAAGCUAUUAUUCGGGACUUAGAAGAAGAAAAUUCUAGUUUACAGGCCGAAUAUCAACAAUUAUUAACGAAACAGAGUACAACACCCGAUGAGAGCAGCGGCAUGCAACAUUCCAAUUCAUCGGUGGGUGGUUUAGCGCAGGGUGCAAAUGCUCAGGGAGAACAUGGUCAAGACAUGAUGGCCGAAGCUAAAUUACUGAGACAACACAAAGGCCGCUUAGAAUCACGCAUGCAAAUUCUAGAAGAUCAUAAUCGUCAAUUGGAGGCUCAAUUACAACGUUUACGCCAAUUGCUUAAUGAUCCUAAUAAUGGUGCUACCCCCGGUUCGGCUUUAAAUUCAAAACCGAAUACUUUACAAACCCGUUCAGUGACAGCUUCACAACUUAAUACCGAUUCACCAGCUAAAAUGAAUCAACAAAAUGGCCAUUAUGACCAGAACUCAAUGGGUCUUAUGUUGCCCGGCAUGAAUGAUCAUCAUGCAGCUGCUGCUGCAGCAGCUGUUAAUGCUGGCGGCGGUGUUUUAGGAAAGCAUCAUUUAAUGGGUAAUGCCGGUAAUCCUGCAGCUAAUUUACAUAGUUUACAACAACAACAGCAACAACAUCAACGUAAUAUAUUAAGUGGCAAUGGUGGCAUGGAUAUUCAAACGGCAACCGGAAAUCCUGGAGGUUUAAUGAGUGCAUAUUUAACGGAUGAUGGUAGGCCACCACCUCCGCCUCACAACAGCAUGAUGUUGCAACAACAUAAUCAAAGUGGUACGAAUACGAAUGAAAUGCAAUGAAUGAAUUAAUGGUUU
Molecule: messenger RNA, 1575 nt
Organism: Lucilia cuprina (Australian sheep blowfly)
Lineage: Eukaryota; Metazoa; Arthropoda; Insecta; Diptera; Calliphoridae
Product: dystrophin-like
Exons: 6
Coding region: 1-1560 (519 amino acids)
Biological process (GO): synaptic signaling
Cellular component (GO): plasma membrane
Molecular function (GO): zinc ion binding
Source: RefSeq, a predicted model, not a curated record